Messenger RNA from Culicoides brevitarsis, 1269 nucleotides. It is a transcript of the gene wg, whose product is annotated as protein wingless. Gene Ontology annotation, molecular function: cytokine activity; frizzled binding. The transcript has 5 exons. Gene Ontology annotation, cellular component: extracellular region. The record is from RefSeq and is a predicted model, not a curated record. NCBI's taxonomy places the organism in Eukaryota, Metazoa, Arthropoda, Insecta, Diptera, Ceratopogonidae. Bases 1 to 1269 code for a protein of 422 amino acids. Gene Ontology annotation, biological process: canonical Wnt signaling pathway; neuron differentiation; cell fate commitment.
AUGGAUAAAUCUAUAAUAUUUUUGGUAUGCCUGAUGGCGCUUUGUACUUGCGCGGAAGUCGAAAGCAGAAAUAAACCAGGACGAGGUCGAGGAUCAAUGUGGUGGGGAAUUGCGAAGGCCGGCGAACCAAAUAACAUCACACCGCUGAGUUCGAGUUACAUGGAUCCGGCGAUCCAUGCGACGCUCCGACGAAAACAGAGAAGAUUGGCGCGCGAAAAUCCCGGCGUGCUGGCGGCCAUAGCAAAAGGAGCUAAUAUGGCGAUUUCCGAGUGUCAGUACCAAUUUAGAAACCGGCGAUGGAAUUGUUCGACGCGAAACUUCCUCAGAGGCAAAAACUUGUUCGGCAAAAUCGUUGAUCGCGGAUGUCGUGAAACAGCAUUCCUCUAUGCCAUCACAAGUGCUGCCGUUACACACUCAAUAGCACGUGCAUGCUCCGAAGGCUUAAUCGAAACCUGCACAUGCGACUACACGCAUCACCAUUCGCGCAUCCAGCAGGGCAACAAUGUUGGCGCCAUCGGAGUCCGUGAUUGGGAAUGGGGCGGUUGCAGCGACAACAUCGGAUUCGGCUUCAAAUUCUCGCGGGAUUUUGUCGAUACCGGCGAACGAGGUCGCACUUUGCGAGAAAAGAUGAAUUUACACAAUAACGAGGCAGGAAGAGCGCACGUUCAGUCAGAAAUGCGUCAAGAGUGUAAGUGCCAUGGCAUGUCGGGAAGUUGCACGAUUAAAACGUGCUGGAUGCGUCUUCCGAGUUUCCGCGUUGUUGGCGAUAAUCUCAAGGAAAAGUUUGACGGAGCAUCCAGAGUGAUGAUCAGCAAUAGUCACAAACCGAAUGCCGAAAACUCGAUUAACAGUGCCCGAUCGAACAGUAUGAAGACGGAGAAGAAUGUCGCCUCGAGUCCAAAUAGUGUGUCGAAUAAUUUGGUGAGCGUCAAGGGAAAUUCACAUCAAAAGAAAAUUAAUCGUUACAGUUUCCAAUUGAAACCCUUCAAUCCAGAUCACAAAGCCCCGGCCACAAAAGAUCUCGUCUAUCUCGAACCCUCUCCCGGAUUCUGUGAGAAAAAUCCCCGUUUAGGCAUCCAGGGCACGCAUGGGCGAAUGUGCAACGACACUUCCAUCGGCGUCGAUGGAUGCGAUCUCAUGUGCUGCGGUCGAGGCUACAUGACGAAAGAAAUUGUCGUUGUCGAAAGAUGCGCAUGUACCUUCCAUUGGUGCUGCGAAGUCAAAUGUAAAUUGUGUAAAACGAAAAAGACAAUUCACACUUGCCUGUAA